Anopheles maculipalpis is the source of this 1904-nucleotide messenger RNA. It is a transcript of the gene eIF3d1, whose product is annotated as eukaryotic translation initiation factor 3 subunit D. Gene Ontology annotation, biological process: translational initiation. The record is from RefSeq and is a predicted model, not a curated record. Gene Ontology annotation, molecular function: translation initiation factor activity. The transcript is spliced from 4 exons. The coding region runs from base 148 to 1896 and encodes 582 amino acids. NCBI's taxonomy places the organism in Eukaryota, Metazoa, Arthropoda, Insecta, Diptera, Culicidae. Gene Ontology annotation, cellular component: cytoplasm; eukaryotic translation initiation factor 3 complex.
CCGGUCUGUCAUCGAAAAAAGCAGCCACGUUCGGUCGCUUUGCAAGUUUGCUGUAGAAGGCACCUUAUUUCCCCGGUACUGUAGCCUAAUUUUGUCGAUUUUUCGGUAAAACUAGGCAUAUUGUCGGUGUCGGAUAGUGUGUUUACGAUGAGCGAAACGAUUAGCUGUACGCCGGAGAUUGCGACGUUCGAGCCGCCGCAACUCCAAUGCAACGAAGAUAGCUGGGGUCCUUGUGAGCUACCAGAUGCAUUCAAGGACAUUCCGUAUCAACCGUUCAGCAAGAGCGAUCGUUUAGGAAAGAUCAGCGACUGGACGGGCACGGCCCAGACAGACAAGAAGUUUUCGAAUAAGUACGCAUCUCAAUUCGGUGGAGGCAGCCAGUAUGCUUACUUCCACGAGGAAGAUGAGACGACAUUCCAUCUGGUCGAUAGUGCGAGGAUCCAGAAGCCUCCGCACCAACGGGGCCGCUUCCGUGGCAACAUGCGGAACAAUCGCUCGGGUCGCGGUCGUGGUGCCCGUGGUGGUGUGCAGGUCGGUGGCAUGACGACUCUCUCCAAGAGUGCGUCUAAGUUGCGAGACCAGCGACGUGGUACUACCCGCAAGUGGGGCAUGCGUGGACCACCGCCCAAGAUACGCGAUGCCUCGGUUACGGUUCGUCCGGAUUGGGUAACGAUCGAGGAGAUGGAUUUCCCGCGGUUGGCCAAACUGUCGCUGCCGAGCGUGAAGGAAGGCGAAGACAUUAUGACUUGCGGCACGCUGGAGUACUACGACAAAACGUACGAUCGUGUUAACGUGAAGAACGAGCGACCGCUGCAAAGUGUCGAUCGUAUCUUCCACACCGUCACGACGACGGACGAUCCGAUCAUCCGUCAGCUGUCGAAAACGCAAGGAAAUGUGUACGCGACUGAUGCCAUCUUGGCCACUAUUAUGUGUUGUACACGUUCGAACUAUUCGUGGGAUAUUGUGAUCGAUAAAAUUGGCGGCAAACUGUUUAUGGACAAGCGCGAUAACACCGAGUUCGAUCUGCUGACUGUGAACGAAACGGCCAGCGAGCCCCCGCAGGAAGAUGGCAGUUCGCUGAACUCGCCAAGAAACUUGGCCAUCGAGGCUACGUUCAUCAAUCACAACUUCAGCCAGCAGGUGCUGAAGAGUGGCGAAAAGGAGCCGAAGUAUAAGUUUGACCAACCGAACCCAUUUAUCGGGGACGAUGAGGAUGGCGAAGUGGCCAGCGUUGCCUACCGCUAUCGCAAGUGGGAUCUGAACAAUGGUAUUACGCUGGUGGCUCGGUGCGAACAUGAUGCGGUGCUGAAAAUGCCACAGGGCGACACCCAAUUCCUGACGAUUAAGGCACUGAACGAGUGGGACUCGAAGAUCGCGAAUGCUGUCGAGUGGCGUCAGAAGCUGGACACGCAGCGUGGUGCCAUCCUGGCGAACGAGCUGCGCAACAACUCGUGCAAGCUUGCUAAGUGGACGGUACAGGCCCUGUUGGCCGGCUCGGAUCAGCUCAAGUUCGGUUAUGUGUCCCGUGCGCACGUGCGCGACUCGUCCAAGCACGUGAUUCUCGGUACGCAGCAGUUUAAACCGCAAGAGUUUGCUAACCAGAUCAAUCUGAGCAUGGACAAUGCGUGGGGCAUUCUGCGGUGCAUCAUCGACAUCUGCAUGAAGCAGAAGGACGGCAAGUAUCUGAUCAUGAAGGAUCCGAACAAGCCGAUGGUGCGGCUGUACGACAUCCCGGACAAUACGUUCGAUUCGGAUGGUGAGGGAGAGGAGGGUGAUGAUGGGGAAGCUUUCCAGCCGAUGUACGGCUUUUCGGCUGCGGCACCUUCCAGUGCGGCCGCCGCACAAUCCAACACGACCGCCACGGUAGCGGACCAGAGCGAAAAGGCGAGCGCUUAACAGGGAGG